Messenger RNA from Xenopus tropicalis (tropical clawed frog), 1806 nucleotides. NCBI's taxonomy places the organism in Eukaryota, Metazoa, Chordata, Amphibia, Anura, Pipidae. The record is from RefSeq and is a predicted model, not a curated record.
CAGCCGCUUACACUUUAUCUACUGAUUAUGUGAGCGACACGGGGCAGAGCGGCCGUCGACAUGUGGCUCCUGGGCCGGUACCUGAGACUCGGGUCCCCUCGGAUCUGCUCUGGGGUCUGCUCCUUAGUCCCACCCUCCUGCUCCCCGCACAGCACGGCGGCCCCCCGGGCACAGGGGCCCCUCACUUUCUCCGAUGGCGGAGUCUUUAAACUGAAGAGCAACUGGGAAGUGGCCCGCGGGCUCCUCAUAUUUAGGGUGUGCUCAUUCCCGAGUCUGGUCAGGCACUCAGAGAAGAUGAUGGCUGUCUCUCGUCGCCUCCUGGGUCGCCGUCUCUUUGAGUGGGGCAUGAAGGGCUCGGUAUAUGGGCAGUUUGUAGCUGGAGAGACACUUCCAGAGAUCCGAGAGUGCGUAGAGCGACUGAGACAGUUAGGCAUCCGCCCCAUGUUGGCCGUGCCCAUCGAGGAAGAUCUGGGCCAAGCCAAAAGCGGAGAGCGCUGGUACCAGCAGAAUGAGACAGUCAUGUUGGACUGCGUGGAUCUCUCGGCCGCUGGGGGAGACCGACCCAUGAUGCAACUGAAAAUAACUGCUCUCAUGAGCGCUGACCUGUGUAAGUUGCUGUCUGUGCAUCUGUCCCACCCGACCCACCGGCCCCAACUGUGUCCCACGAGGCUCGUGUCUAUCAUGGAGGGAGAGGAAUCCGCGUUUCCCUUCCUGUCGGAGGCGGAGAACACUCACUUGCGGAACUCGUUGCGCAGACUCAGCCGCAUCGCCAAGCAUGCAACAGCCAAUAGGGUACGAGUCCUGGUGGAUGCAGAAUACACCUACAUGAACCCCGCCCUCAGCUUGGUUACCAUGGCAAUGAUGGCCCAGUGCAACCAAUCAGAGCCUUGGAUCUGGAAUACCUACCAGUGUUACCUGAAGGACUCCUUCUCCCUCCUCUCCCUGGAUCUGGGCAGAGCUGAGAGCCUGGGCCUGUGCUUUGGGGUGAAGUUGGUGCGCGGCGCCUACAUGGACAAAGAGCGCAAAUUGGCCCAACAGAAGGGUUACCCCGACCCCAUCCAGCAGGACUGGGAAGCGACCAAUCAAAGUUACCAGCGCUCCCUGGAUAAGAUGCUGGACUUGAUAGGCCAGAACGGGCAGCGGUACAACCUGAUCGUAGCCAGUCACAACGAGGAGUCGGUUCUGCACGCAGUCGCCAGGAUGGCAGAACUUGGCAUCGAGAGGGGCAGCGGGAGUGUGAGCUUCGGGCAGUUGCUGGGCAUGUGUGACCAUGUGUCCCUGACGCUGGGCCAGGCCGGCUUCCUCGUCUACAAGUCUCUCCCCUAUGGGAGCGUCAAUUCCGUCCUCCCCUACUUGAUCCGACGGGCCCAGGAGAACCAGAGCGUCCUGCAGGGGAUCCGUAAGGAGAGGGACCUUCUACGCUGGGAGCUGAAGAGACGGCUGUUCAGGCAGCGCUAAAUCGGUGAAUGAGACCUACGCCGGGGACCAGAGACACCCAGAGAUGGCGGAGAGACUGCCAACUGGGAGUAACUGGGGCUCCGGGGACCAGAGACACCCAGAGAUGGCGGAGAGACUGCCAACUGGGAGUAACUGGGGCUUUAAUGAUACAGAAUCCCAAGACUGACCCACAAACACUCAUGUCUCUUAUGUGACCCCCAUAUUUAACUCUCGGCCCCGAGACACCCACCCAAGCUCUGAGCCAAUCAGCAUGUAGAGUAUAUAGAGGCCCUUACUGUGUAUUAAUAGUUCCAGGCUGAAGUGUUGGGAACUGCGGUGCCCAAAUAAAUGUGGUGCAAAAUGGCGGUA